CCAACACUUUGGUGUCCUUGUUUUACGUGAAUAUUACAAGACAUUCUAAACCAGUUCUGUGGUUAUAUUAUCUAAAUUGUGGCUAUAUUCAUCAAUCAAACUAUUAACAAUGUCACUGCCGGGAAUAUAUUCUAGCCAGCGUUUACAAGCGUUGCUUCUCAAAGGAAAUUCAAGUGGAGUCCUUGCAGAGUUGAACACUUAUUUUUCAGUUCCUAUAAUUGCUUCAGUUGAUAUAACAGACGAAUCAAAUAACAAAAAACCCUUGAAGCCAAGACUCCCUCAACACUUGCCAUUUCGUUUUCUAAAAUAUGUCAUGAAUGCAACUCCUAACCCUGUCGGACUAUUACUUGGUGUUGCGAAUGCCGCAGUAAGCGAUCCAUACUCGGUAGAUACCAAGCGCAAAAUAUUCAUGGGACUUGGUGGUACUAUUGCUAGAAUUUAUGCUGCUGUCGAUCCAACUCUCGCUCCAGCUGCCCCCUAUUUUCGGCAAACAAUGGGAAAGUCUCUUGGAUCACUCCAGUCACCUGUAAAACUUUCAAAAAGUCCACCUCAAAAACCAGACAAGGCGGAUUCAAGUUCCAUCACUUCCCGUAGUGCUUCUAGUGACACGAGUGACGCUGAAGAUCUGGAUGACAGCGACUCCUUUGAUCGCCCUGCAGAUAUUUCUAAAUGGAUACAUUCUGAUUACCUGUCAAACUGGAAUGAUUUUUGCACACGCCAGAUCUCUUUGCGUCGGCAGCACACUCAAACUACUUUGAAACUAUUACAAAACUCAAGCACAAGUCCGUUUGUUCAUUGGCUAGCUGAACCUUUUUCUAUUCAGUUUUUACCACCCAAAACUACUCAAGAAGAUCAUUCAGAUCAAACGCCAGCUCAAGUCGCUACUGGCCAAUAUCAGGCAUCUUUGUCUUUUUACCACGUAAACAGGAUACUUGAAAACCUGAUGCGACAACAUGCCAUGGCUGACUACGUCAAGAUUGUUUGUGAUAAUCAGCUCUGUAGAUUUGUGGACCUUGAGAGUGCUUUUACUAUACUUCUUGAAAAAACCAACACUCAACUGUUGGCCGAGCUUGUCAAAAAAACACCAUGGACACGCUAUACACUCUACGAAAUGGUAGAGAAAGAAUGGUACAAUUGCAUUGUGUCAUUAAGCAAUCCAUCUUAUUCUACAAAGGAGCGGUCAAAAUCAUGCAGAAAAGUCAUGAAUAUAGUCGAUAGUAGCGAUGCUGUUCAUUUCUCUGCAAUCUCAUUUAGUGAACGGUAUGCAGCCCUUAACUGGAGUAUCAUGUCAGUCAAAGAUAUUAUCACUCAGCAAAAUAUGGAUCCAAAUCAUAGUUAUACCGAUCUGACGGAAUGUCUUGUAGAUAUUCUGGAAACCCUUAUGCGUACCAUCAAUACACAUGCGCUAGAUCACCCGCCACGGUUGGACAAUCAGAGUGCUUCAUAUAAAUAUUUAAAACAGCGUGUAUCGGCUGAUCAAAUGAUCGAGUUUACGCUCAAUCAUAUAUUUCACAGCUUUCAUAAGGAUUCGACACUAUGUGGUAUGAUCAAAAAUCGAUUUAGUACGUUUAUCCCACACGACAUUCUAGAUGCCGCUUACCAUGUCAACUGCUCGCGGGGUGGCAAUAAAAGCCACACAUCAAGACUAUCUUUUUCAAAUUCGGGCAUGCAGAUUCCAUUUUAUACAACAGACACACCCAUUUGUUUUGUCAAUACCAAAGAAAAGCUGGAAUAUUUUAAAACUAAAAUUCCAGAUAUUGUGGACAUUGGCAUUGACGCAGAAUGGUAUAACCAAGGUUCCGACAGAAUGUCUAUUUUUCAAAUUGCAGUACUUUUAAACGAUACAAGUCGUCGAGUGUAUAUUUUAGAUUUGUUUAAUCUUGAUCUGACGGAAACAUGCAAUGUUUUGACGGCUCUCUUUAGUAGCAAGCGCAUCACAACACUAGGUUUUGAUGGAGUCCAAGAUCUCAAGAAACUGAAUGCCUUGAUGCCUAAUUUGCCACUACCGUACAAUCUAGUUGAUUUGAAUAAGCUAUCCAUGGAAUUAUUUGCUGACAAGUUAAAACGUCAUGAUAUUAAAAAACAACAACUUGGCUUGUCAGAUCUUGUAUUGGUCGUGUUGGACAAGACGUUGGAUAAGCGGGUUCGACUCACUGAUUGGAAUCGUCGACCACUUCGUCAGUGUCAACUUACGUAUGCAGCAUCCGACUCGGAUGUUCUGAUUGACAUUUACAAAAAGUGGAAAGCAGUGCAGUAACCAUUUAUGCAGCAGACGCAUUUAUUUUUGCAAUGAAAUCGUGUUCAUAUACAAAA
This is a messenger RNA of Batrachochytrium dendrobatidis JAM81, 2313 nucleotides long. RefSeq lists its product as uncharacterized. The record is from RefSeq and is a predicted model, not a curated record. Lineage: Eukaryota; Fungi; Chytridiomycota; Chytridiomycetes; Rhizophydiales. Gene Ontology annotation, biological process: nucleobase-containing compound metabolic process. Bases 110 to 2257 code for a protein of 715 amino acids. The transcript has 5 exons. Gene Ontology annotation, molecular function: 3'-5' exonuclease activity; nucleic acid binding.